ACCUCCACCCUCUCCUCACACCACCCACGGCAAAGGGCCUUCCUCUCACCACCGCCCUCAGCCACGAAACCGCUACUCCAUCGACUCGAUCGCCAGUCCUCCGCCGAACUCCACCGCACGUGCCUCGAGAAUGCAGGCGGAUCGCAAUGGCGCGAUGCCAAUGCCCGUGGGAAAUGGACAUGCGCAACAACGUCACUUUGGUGGGGGAAACGGAGGCAUCAUGGGUGGGAACAUGCGAGGACCAGCCAGUCCGCCGAAGAACAAGAAUACCCAGCAUGUUCCAUGCAAGUUCUUCCUCCAAGGGCAGUGCCAGGCGGGCAGUAUGUGUCCCUUCUCCCACGACGUCGAGUCCACCACCAGACCAACACCGUGCAAAUACUUUGCCAAAGGAGGGUGCAAAUUCGGCCGGAAAUGCGCCUUGCUACACAUCACACCGGAAGGACAGAUUGUGAAUCGGCCAUAUCCACAGCACCAACAACCUUACAUGCCGCAAGCACAGACAUCGUUCGCUCAGCCGCCACCUCCUGGUCUGCUCUCGAUGCAAGCACAAGGCCUCGAACAGCGACCCAACGGCGAACAGUACGACAACUACGCCUACUCCUCCCGCCAGCAAGACGCCAAUCCUCAAAUCGAUAUGACCUAC
Messenger RNA from Zymoseptoria tritici IPO323, 643 nucleotides. RefSeq lists its product as uncharacterized. The transcript has 2 exons. The record is from RefSeq and is a predicted model, not a curated record. The annotation marks the transcript as partial. Gene Ontology annotation, biological process: protein polyubiquitination. Lineage: Eukaryota; Fungi; Ascomycota; Dothideomycetes; Mycosphaerellales; Mycosphaerellaceae. Gene Ontology annotation, molecular function: metal ion binding; ubiquitin protein ligase activity.